Messenger RNA from Linnemannia hyalina, 2037 nucleotides. The record is from the annotation of a GenBank genome assembly. Lineage: Eukaryota; Fungi; Mortierellomycota; Mortierellomycetes; Mortierellales; Mortierellaceae.
AUGAACCUGCUCUGGAAAACAUUCUCAGCAACUGCUCCUUUCUCCGCCCUUCACAGCAGCCCCCGUCGCAAAUCUCCUCCCAACAUAUCCGAGAUACUCGAGCUCAUAUUCUCUUACCUUGACGACUGCGCCAUCCGCCACUCCGUCGUCCUCGUCUGUCGCCAAUGGUAUCUCAUCAACCAAAACAGGCUCGCCCGGGAAGUCGUCUGGUACCAAAACUGGGACCCAUCAAGGAAGCAGCGCGCCCUCCACAUGCUACCCGGAGCUGCCCGUUUCUACUAUUGUCAUAUCGCUGGCGACGUGCUCACUGGGCAGAGGAUACCUCUCGAUGAGGAUCUCCUUCAUGCUCUUUACCUCCUCGAGCCCAAGCAUCAACAACAUCUGCGGGAGAGCGAGGGGCAGACCAGACUCUUUCCAGACACUGACAGCAGAUAUCACCACCUGAAAACAGAAAAAGCAACAGCAACAAAAAAGUCUGCACUGUACAUGGUCUCUUUUCUGAGGGAUAUGGAUGUCUAUUUGGGCAAGUCGACACAGAAGAGCCUCGAUGCAUUCGCUUUGCCGACGUCUCUCACCAAGUUGACCAUCAGGGCCAGUUUCCUCCACCGCGCGCAGUGCGACCUUGGCUCGCUUCUUCUAAAGUGCCCAUUACUGGAAGAAUUUUACGCAGAAGGUCAUGGCAUGCGUGAGGGCUCGGCAGUCGUGAUGAGUUUCUGGUGGCCAAAAGAGCGACGGGAACUUUACCCACGUCCGUUCUCGCUUCGAUCUCUAGUUCUCUCCAACAUCGCCUUUGCUCAACCUGAACUUGAGGUACUUUUAGGGCUCACGCCCAGCCUCAAGGAGCUCAAGCUGGUGGCGAUGAUGUUAUUCUACAACAAGAUGUCGUUUGACUGGACUCGACUGUUUGGAUCUUUGAAGGUGAACAACAUCACCCUCGACAAAGCGCACUUUUCGACUUUUGGAACCAGGAUGUCGGAAGUGGAGACCGAACUGCUUCUGAGAGAUGUUUAUCCAAAGGCGUCACUGGAACGAUCUCUCUGGGCCAUCGAUGUUACACCCCAGCUCCUUCAAGGAGUGAUCUUGCAGCCAAACACGCUGACGACUUUGGAGGUGUUGUGGAAGGCGACAUCACUGUCUACCUUUACUGAGGAACGCAUGGGAUCGGCUCUUGUUGUAGCGAACCAACUCGUCCACCAGUACCUUUGCGUCUCUCCGCAUCUUGUCCAUCUCACAACCCUCAAAGCCGAGGUACAACUGGAGGAUCUGGAUCUUUUCCACCGAGCAGGAUACACCAAUCUGGACAGACGACGAAACCCUACUCCAGAGGAAAUCAAUUCAGACAACUCGCCUCUUCCUGCAGCAGUCUGGGGCUGCCAAGGUCUUCGCACCCUCCACAUUGUGAUCCACGCCCCCAUCCCAUUUCAUCCUGUCCACAGUCGAAUCCUAUUCGGAUACAUCUCCCGUGUCUGCCCGGUUCUCGAGGAUCUUCAGAUCUCUAUUCCACAAGCUUGCCACGAUCCCUACGUUAGCGAACAAGAUUCCCCUGAGUAUUAUUUGCAGGUCAAGGGAGGCCUGUGCUUGCUCAGUCGAUUACAACGUUUGCGGAGACUCAAGAUCGUUUCGGAUCCUGAAUACACGAUCAAGAAGUGCGAGGACUGGGAUUUAAACUGGAUGCUUCCUUCGGAGUUUUUGUGCACCGUCGCAAGAGAGAAGAGACACAGGGAGAUUGCGAGCUGGAAUGAGUGGAGGAGAAAUGAAUACCAUAUGGAGUGGGUCCGAACACGUGUUUGGCGACCAAGGCGAAACGACGCCGACGACAAUAACCACCACAGUUCCUCUACGACGGACACACCCAUCUUGGAACAACUCCAGGAUCUAGGCCUCUUGCAGGAUGUGAAGGACAUGAUGUGUAGGGAGGGACCAGGAGCAUACCGACCGAUGUCAUCUCUCGAAAGAUUGUCGUUUAACUACCCGAUUUUGCUGCGACCAGAAGAGGAAUUGAAGCGUAUGUUUUCACAUAGCAAGAAGAAGAAAUAA